CCUGAAUCCAAGGUAAAACAACAUGAUGGUGGAAACGGAAAUCCAUCGAAUAAAAUUCGUGCGUUUCGUGACAAGUAUGGAUGAUGUCGGACGAGCACGCCCACAGGAGAAAAGAAAAAAAACAGUUUUUGACGGAAUAACGCUAACAAGAAAAUAACCUGUCAAAAGUAUAGCAAGAACUUCAAAGACUAAUGGUCGCUGCGAGCGGCUGCACGCCAUUCGGGCGGUCUCGCCGCUUCGGGGUUCAUCUUCUCUUUGGCCGGGAUAGGUGGUAAACGUUCAGCUCAGGCUACAGCAGAACCGCAACGAAAAGAACGUCCCUGCACCAGCGUGAAGGGUCCGAGAAGCAGCGGAAAUAAGUACAUUCCCGCACUCCACGUAGGAUCACGAAAAGCCUGUGCGCAACGGUAAAGACAGUCAGGAGAAGCAAGUGUCGCACUGGCCGACCGCUGCUUUUGCGAGAACAAGAUGGUGAAUCAACAGGACCAGCAGCUCUACCGGGAGGAACCACCCGAAGAUGGUUCAUUUUUCGCGAAUAUCCACCAGGACAAGCGAGUACUUAUUUUGAUUCCAGCAUUUUUUCCAAAAUGUCAAUGUGAUCAUGUUCAGGGCUUUUUUGAUUGCUAUGUGUGAUGUUGUUUUAGCUGGGAUACGCGAUCAGGAACGCCUUGGCUUCCCGCAUGCGACCGGCCUUGGCUUCCCGCAUGCGCGUGAUUGAAUGUCACCGUUCUUCUUCUUACCAAUAAAUGUGGUCGUCUUGUUGAUUGAUUCUAGCAGUCCAUGCGACAGCUACCACCGUCUGUAUGUCAGGUAUAUCGGGGAAGUACGUAUGCCAACGGCAGACCGGGAGCAGGACCACAGAGAAGUCCAAAGCGAGUAAAAAAGAGAACAGAGCCCGAAGCUGCAAAUCCAUUUUCUAUCGACCUGCCGAAGCCAGAAAGAAUCCCCGUCGACUUGCUCAGGUAAUGAAACAACUAAACCGUAGUUUCGUUUGCCGUAAUGCAUAUGCAUUGUGCGAUCGAUUUCGAUUCCGCUCGUUGAUCCUGUUUCGACCUGUAUCCUUUUUGACGAUUUCCUGGAUUAAGAUUCAAUUUUCAAACAUUUUCACAGCCAUCUCGUGGAACCCCGGCCCCAGCUGCACCAUGCCUCGGAGAGCUCACAGACAGAUAAUUUCAAGCCCCGGCCGCCAGAGCCGAAGUUCGUCCCAAAAAAGACCGGGGUGGACGCGGCAACACACAUACCGGAGGGAGAGCUUUUCAAAUUUGACACCGAAAUCGAGCCCGUGCUAAAUGUACACAAGAUCAUUGUUUUCAUGUGAAUUCGAUUUGAAUAACCGCGUGUGUUCGGCGCAUCCGUAUAUUCAUGCUCAUGCUCCUUUGAUGUUAGUAUCGUACAGUUGAAAUAAAGACACUUUUCAAUUUCGUUUGGAAUGGAUGCUUCUCUCACGAAAUGCAGGUCCUGGUUACAAAAACGAUUGAACAAGCUGUAAUGGAAGUGGAGGAGGAGCUCGAAAUGCAAGCAAUGACGGCGUACAAGUCAUCCUGGCUCGAGGAUUGCAGAAUACGCCGCGAAGAGGAGCUUGCCGAAGUAGAAGCCGAGAGGGCGCGGUAAGAAAUCGUUCGAUAUUUUUGUGUGAGCUGGUGUGACAUAAUGAAUUUCGAAUUCGAUAUAGGAGGGGAUGAUUUUCUCACGAACACGAAUAAAGGUCGUAGCUACAAACAUACACCUUGCUUCUCGCACUCAACUACACAGCAUGGCUGCCACCGAGCGGCUCAAGCGAAAGAGGAUAGCGGCCCGGGAGAGCGAGUUGCGCAAGAAAAUUCUCUGCCAAUACGCCUCCAAGCGGUAUCUUUCGGGAUUGUGCUCCGGUGCCCUGGAGAGUGUGCAGGCCGACCACGGGCUUUUUCCUGCUGCAGAGAGAAGAAUCAUCGCCGCCGAGUUUCUGCCUUGGGUACCUACUAGGGAUAUUCUGUAACUUGUUGUUUUUUCCAAUGCCAAGAAGAAGCUUGCUCCACAUUGUUUUUCCAAUGACGGCGUAUAGCCUUUUGAAUUCCUGAACCUGAUGCGAGAUCGUUUCGGCUUUGAAGAAGACCCAUAGCAACAGAUUUAAAGAGGCUUAUUGUGGCGCGCGUCAUAUUUUUGAAAAAAGACCGUGCGGCACUUUAUCACUGCCGACGAGUACAUGUAAAAUGAUGAACCUCUACCUGGAAUAAACGCAAAGUGAAAUAAGAAACUCGACAAACAUCAAAGGUGCUUACCCAGACGACCAAGAAGCUCGCGGACUGCAAAAGGAACGACGCGAUCGUCAGUGACCUCGUGCGCACCAAUUGCAUGGAGCGCUUCACAAGCAGGAAAAAAGUCCUUACCGAGCUCGAGCAGAAGCAGGCGGAGCUCGACCAAGCCGAGCUGGCCCGGCGGGAGGAGGAGCGCAGGUAUGUGCCACCGCCAGACCCGGUUGAUGAGGAGAAACCCGAUGAAGAGGAGGAAGCAGCGGCGGAUGAGUAAAGAAUAGGUCUGCAAGAAGAAGAAGAAGAACCAUCAAAUCCUCGGUCGGUGCGACGCAGAAACUAAUCGCAGUUUUUGUUGUGCCUCGUCCGCGGGGGAAAUGAAAGACAUGCAGAUAAAGCCGUUGCCUGCAUUGCCAUGCGGCCGAAUCAAAUAAAGUCUCAUUGUUGCGAUUGAUACAAGGAAGGUAGAAGCACGAUAAAUAACGAUAACCCUUAACAAUUUGAUACAAGAGUUUGUUGCUAAUUGAUACAGUCACUGAGCAGACGUUGCUGUCUGUAAAGCGAGAAAUCUUGAGUAAAGUUUGUCAACGAAAAAUACCGGUGGGCAGGCGUCGUCCUAGCAGGUUGGUAUUGGCGUCGAGAAGAGUGAGCGCGUUCUGCUCGACGGACGAUUACAGAGCUUUUGAAAAAUCCACACUUCACACCGAAAAUGAAAUGUACAAAAAGAAAAAACACGACACAAAUGAAAGCUUUCGAUGUAAAUGGAGCGUUUCUACUUCAUCCUACACAGC
Amoebophrya sp. A120 is the source of this 3019-nucleotide messenger RNA. The record is from the annotation of a GenBank genome assembly. Lineage: Eukaryota; Dinophyceae; Syndiniales; Amoebophryaceae.